This is a messenger RNA of Pochonia chlamydosporia 170, 1632 nucleotides long. Its product is annotated as Regulator of G protein signaling superfamily. Bases 1 to 1632 code for a protein of 543 amino acids. The transcript has 5 exons. The record is from RefSeq and is a predicted model, not a curated record. Lineage: Eukaryota; Fungi; Ascomycota; Sordariomycetes; Hypocreales; Clavicipitaceae.
AUGGGCUCAGAAUUUGGUGUCACUCCCGACACCAAGCCGGAGGCCCGGCUUGACGGAGUUGGCAUCUUCUGGAUCGUCUUCGCCGUCUCGUGGACUCUUAUUCUGAUCGGUGGCAUGACAUUCUUGUGGACGAAGCGGGAUAUGCCAAUUCUCAGAAUUAGAGGUCUGAGUUUGUCAUUUGCCGCAAUAACGUUACUUCAUUGUUACUGGUUUGCCGUCACUACUGGCUACGUGUACGGUGCUUUGAUGCCUGAAGUGGCCGAGUUCUGGAUUAUGAGUAUCUGGUUUCCCUUUGGCAUCGCUCUCUUCCACGCCUCCAAUAGUCGAUUCUUGUACGUUGCCAACGCUCAAAAGAAGUACGUCAAGAAGACUGUAGAUCUGGGUUGGGAUGGUCAACGUCCUCGAAUUCGCAAGACGCUGGUCGCCCGUUGGAAGAUGCUUGCCUACACCAAAAGGGUCCUGAUUCUUGUCGGCUUGGGAAUGGCCGCUCACCUCUUCCUCACCAUCUUCAUGUUCCUCGUGUCUCGCAAGUUCCACUCAGACUUUGGCAUCCCCGGAACCGAAGUCACGGGCACCCCCAUGGAGCAAAAAACCCAGCAAGGUCGCGGUUGGGAAUGGUGGCCAUCCAUCUUCUGGCAGCUGUUCUGGGCUUGGAUCGUUGCUCCCGUCAUUCUGUGGCGCUCUCGAAACUUGCGCGAUACCCAGGGAUGGCGAACUCAGACCAUUGCCUGCUGUCUGUCGGGUCUUCAUGCGUCCCCCAUGUGGCUCAUUGCGCUCUAUGUUCCUGGCAUGGCCGCAGUCAAUAACUAUUGGAUUCCUCCUCAGUGGAUUGCCGUUUCCAUCAUGAUGCUCGAAAUCUUUACCGUCUUCAUCCCCGUCUGGGAAGUUCGAAAACAACAAUCUCUCUGCCAGGAGACCCUCGACUCGAUUGCUCGAUGGGAGUCCCGACAGAAGUCUGUCCAGCACAGCGGGAAGUCUCUCAACUCUGGCACUUCUUCCACGUCAUCAUGGAUGGGACGUACCAAGGCUGGCUCAGUGUCCACAACCGGUGGCAGUAUCCUGACCAUGGACGCGCUAGAGCAUACCUUGGCCAAGAACCCUGAGCCUCUGCAGGAGUUCUCCGCUCUUCGAGAUUUCUCCGGAGAGAACAUUGCUUUCCUCACCCGAAUCCGCGAGUGGCGUGCCCAGUAUAUUGUCAACGCCAACGCCAACCAGACGGUCAAGGAUGAGAAGGACAGCGAGACAACAUUGACACUCUCACGCGAGUGUUUCGAGAGCGCCCUGCGCAUCUACAUCGACUUCAUCAGCAGCAACAGUGCCGAAUUCCAAGUCAACCUCUCUUCACAGGAUUUCAAGAACCUCCAGGCCAUCUUCGAAGGCGCUGCUCGCGUCGUCUGUGGUGAAUGCACCAGCCCCGACCCAGCUACCCCCUUCGCCGACGUUCCCAAGCCACAAAGCGAAUCCGGAGAGACCGUCCGGUACUGGGGCGAUAUCCCCGAGGCUUUCAACGAGGGUGUCUUUGACGAUUCGGAAAUGAGCAUCAAGUACCUUGUGCUCACCAACACGUGGCCCAAGUUCAUCAAGGAGCGACGCUCAUUCGAUGGCACAAGCACCGUGGAGUCUGGUAAAUAA